UGAUCAGCAGAGGGACGGAAAAGAAAGUGAAAAUUUUGGUUGGCUGCCGCUGCUAUUUUUUUCUCUGUGUGGAAAAUUUUGCAUUUUUGCCUCGUCUGAGGCAUUUUUUAAUUCUGAAAAGUGUUUCCAAGUGUUCAGUAAUCGUCCAUUACCAUUUUAAAACAGUUUUCUGGGUUUUUAAAUUGAAUUGACAUGAGAAAAAGAGGAGGCUAUCGUCGAAGUCGGAGCCGAAGUCCUCGUCGUGGAGGAGGAGGAGGAACAAAGCGAUAUGACGUUAGCAAGGCGCAACUGAUGCUCAAACCGGUCAACUGGAACCAUCAAAAGCUGGAAUCGGUGACGCGCCUGAGUUACCGUCCGAAAGUGGAUUUCCGGCGCUCGGAACGCGAAAUCAGCGAAUGGAGAAAGACCAAGGAAAUCACGACCAAAGGACGAGACGUUCCGGAUCCGGCACUGACCUUCGAGGAAGUGGGCUUUCCGGCGGAAAUUGCCGACGAAUGGCGUUACGCGGAGUUCACCACUCCAACUCCGAUCCAAUCGCAAGGUUGGCCAAUUGCAAUGUCCGGCCGGGAUAUGGUCGGAAUUGCCAAGACUGGAUCCGGUAAAACGCUUUCCUAUCUUCUCCCGGCUUUGAUGCACAUCGAUCAGCAGUCGCGAUUGCGUAGGGGAGAUGGUCCCAUUGCCCUGAUUUUGGCCCCCACUCGGGAAUUGGCCCAGCAGAUCAAACAGGUCACCGAUGACUUUGGGCGCGCUAUGAAAAUCAAGAAUACUUGUCUCUUUGGGGGAGGUGCAAAACGCCAGCAAGGGGACGAUCUGAAGUACGGAGUGGAGAUUGUAAUUGCUACCCCUGGUAGAUUGAUCGAUUUCCUGUCGAGCGAGCAUACCAAUCUACGCCGAUGUUCGUAUUUGGUGCUGGAUGAGGCUGAUCGUAUGUUGGACAUGGGAUUUGAACCGCAGAUACGGGCUAUCAUCGAACAAAUUCGGCCGGACCACCAAACUUUGAUGUGGUCUGCAACUUGGCCGGAUGCUGUUUCCCGUUUGGUGAAGGACUAUCUGAAGGAUUACAUUCAGAUCAAUGUCGGUUCUUUGAAGCUGGCAGCCAACCAUAAUAUUCUGCAGAUCAUCGACGUGUGCCAAGAGCAUGAAAAGGAAGCUAAGCUCAGUAUUCUGCUGCGUGAGAUCAUGGCCGAGAAGGAGUGCAAAACGAUUAUCUUCAUCGAAACCAAGAAACGGGUCGAUGACAUCACCCGUAAGGUGCUUCGCGACGGAUGGCCAGCAAUGUGUAUUCACGGCGAUAAAUCUCAAAGGGAACGCGAAUAUACUCUGAACUCAUUUCGUUCGGGAAAAAAUCCGAUUUUGAUUGCUACUGAUGUUGCUGCUAGAGGAUUAGAUGUGGACGACGUCAAAUUUGUUAUAAACUUUGAUUAUCCCACUACGUCGGAGGAUUACAUUCAUCGCAUUGGACGCACUGGAAGAUCCAACAACACCGGCACUGCUUACACGUUCUUUACGCCGGACAACGCUGGAAGAGCUCGGGAACUGAUAGAUGUUCUGAAAGAAGCGAAACAGGUGAUCAAUCCCAAGCUUUUGGAUAUGACAACCAUGCGGAUCAAGGGAAGAGGCAAACGGACUUUCAUAUCUUCUCGCUACCCUCGCGAGCGUCGUUCUCGCUCCUUUGAUCGACGAGGUGUUUUCAGGCGCAGCUCGUACUCCCGUUCCCGUUCUCGCUCCCGCUCUCGUUCCAGAUCCCGUUCGCGUUCGGCCUCGCCAAGAUUCUCCAAACGCGAUGUAUACCGUCCGGUAAAGCGCAGCGUGUCUCGUGGCAGUCGUAGCGACUCCAGUGAUAGUCGAAGCGACAAUCGUCGCAAGAAGAACUCCCGCCGAGUGAGCCGUUCGGUUAGUCGGUCACCUGCGCCACGAGGUGCAGCUACGAACAAGUCCGGCAGUGCUGGUGAUAAAAAACGCAAUGGAAAGAGUAGAUCUCCAACCACACGGCGCCACCGUAGCCGCAGCCGUAGUCGUAGCCGAAGUCGAAGUCGUAGCCGUAGCCGCGAGGGAAGAUUCCGAUCGGCUAGAAACGGGGGCACGAACGGAACUAGCUACGAUCGCCAUUGAAUACGAUUUUGUAAGUGUUUAAAAUCCAAUCAGUAUAUCGAAGUGACAAACAUGCUGCUCAUAUGAACAGAUACAACCAGCAUAGCAGAGCAAAACAAUCCAUAUAUUAUUUUAAAAUACUGUACUUCCUUAGCAGUAGGAACGUGAUUAUGAUUUUUUGAAUUUUAACACGGAAUUCAGUGGAUGCUCCAGGUCAGAUUGGUCUGAAUGAACACUCAAUAUUCUUUUGUCGAAGAACCAUCCAAUAAAAAAAAACAUGUAUCACUCUCUUUCUACCCUGAUUACUGUACAAAAACGAAAAAUAGAAAUAGAUACUAGAGGAUCAAAAAUAAGAUUGUCCCAAACCGCAUUCUUCUAUUAUUAUUUAAGCAAUAAUCAAAUCAUCAAUAAUUAAUCCAAA
Messenger RNA from Aedes aegypti (yellow fever mosquito), 2512 nucleotides. Its product is annotated as probable ATP-dependent RNA helicase DDX17. The record is from RefSeq and is a predicted model, not a curated record. Lineage: Eukaryota; Metazoa; Arthropoda; Insecta; Diptera; Culicidae. Gene Ontology annotation, cellular component: nucleus; ribonucleoprotein complex; cytoplasm. Bases 193 to 2112 code for a protein of 639 amino acids. Gene Ontology annotation, molecular function: RNA binding; ATP binding; RNA helicase activity. The transcript has 6 exons.